GAAAAAUCCUUUUCUUCGUAAACAGUUAUAAGAAUAACCAGAAAAGAGAAAAAAUCGCAGUAGGGGUUGGCCGGAGAUUAUUGUCUCGCCGUGUCCGGGUACAUAACCAGAGCCGGCGAUGGAGAACCGUGCGAUUCUCAGGGAGUGGUUCGACCGAGUUGACUCUCAGAAAACGGGAAGCAUAACUGCAAAUCAGCUCAAGAGUGCUUUUGCCGCCGGAAACCUUCAGUUUCCAAUUUCCGUUGUUCAGCAAAUGGUGAGGAUGUACGAUUUCGACAGAAAUGGAACUAUGAGCUUUGAAGAAUUUGUUGAGCUUAACAAGUUCCUUCUCAAGGUUCAACAGGCGUUUUCAGGCUUGGAGAGGGGACGCAGGUUUCUUGUUCCAGAUGAAGCAUACGAGGCAUUGGUGAAUAUUGGAUUCUGUCUUGACUCUCCAGCUUUUUAUACUGCUUGUGAGAAAUUUGAUCAAUCAGGGAACGGCAAACUCAAACUUGACGAUUUCAUAUCUCUUUGUAUAUUUGUGCAGUCUGCAAGGAACCUGUUUAAUUCAUUUGAUACAAGCAAACAAGGCAGGGUGACUCUUGAUUUCAACCAGUUUGUAUAUUGCAAGAGGAGAAAACUGAAAAACACAGAGAGAUUGCUACCUCAAAACCACACAUUCACUAUCUCUCAAAUGGAGUUGCAAAUACUCAAGCAUGGAGAAGCAAGCCGUGCCGAAAAGAACCAAAACACGAGCUUUGUUCCGUGUGGCGAUGAAGAAGAUGGAGUUCAAGUGGCGAAUCAAAUGUUGGAGAUUAUCGAAAAAGUCGGAUCCUACUCGACUUUCCGGAAAACUCAGAGGAAAGAGUGUCUCAAUUUGGUGAGAAGAUUGAAGCUUCUGACCCCUCUUAUGGAAGAAAUUAAAGAACUCGAGCCUUGCGCCAUUUCCGAUGAGAAUCUAAGCAAGCUGCUUCAUCUCAAGAAAUCACUUUUGGCUUCUAAGAAGCUGCUCAAGUCCUGCAACUCUGACAGCAAAAUUUUUCUGGCCAUGGAGAGUGAGGCAGUGAUGAGCAGAUUUCACGGCGUUUACGAUAUGAUAAACGAGGCUCUGAACAAAAUGCCUUACCACGAGCUAGGCAUCUCUGAAGAAAAGCGAACAGACACACAGGACAUGGAGCUGGCAAUGGACAUGAUGGUCGUUUUCUCCCGAAACGACGAGCGUGGCGCGGAUGAUGCAAUAAUCGAGCGCCUCGCCAAGAAACUCGAUCUAUACACACCGGCCGACCUCAAAGCCGAAACUACAGCUGUCAGAAAACUCGUCAAGGCCAAGGGCAAAAGUGCCGUUCAACGUGUGUUAGACCUGCUCCGAAAAUUCAAACUUGUAGCUGGGAUGGACGAUGAAAGCAUGCUCGACAACCCAACCCUCAUCAAGUGCUUGGAGAAGAGCCGUUCUCUGUUGAUCCCUCACGAGUUCCUCUGCCCCAUCAGCUUAGAGAUCAUGUCCGAUCCUGUAAUUACAGCCACCGGCCAGACUUACGAACGGGAGAGCAUUCAGAAGUGGCUCAACUCCGGCCACAGGACUUGCCCGAAAACCGGGCAGAAACUGAAUUACCUCACGGUGGCUCCGAAUUUCGCCCUGCGCAACCUUAUCCAGCAAUGGUGCGAGAAAAACAAUUACGAGCUCCCCAAGAAAGAAAUUUACGACGACCCCCACAUCGCCUCGUCACCGCUCGCUGAUGAAAUAUCUUGCCUCAUCCAAAACUUAUACUCUUCAGACACCGACAUGAAAAAGGAAGCCAUUGUACGAAUUCGCGUGCUCUCCAAAGAGUUUCCCGACAGUCGAGCCCUCAUCGCCAGUGCCGGAGGACUCCCGCCUUUGGUGUCUCUCCUCUCGUAUUCAGAUCCCGAAACCCAGCAGCACAUUGUCACCGCUCUUCUAAACCUCUCCCUCGACGAGGCCAACAAGAAGCUCAUAGCCAGAGAAGGAGCUAUUCCUGCUAUUAUUCAAGUCCUACGAAAAGGGACGCAGGAGGCCAAGGAGAAUUCGGCUGCCGCCAUUUUCAGUCUCUCGGUUCUCGACGAGAACAAGGUCUUGGUGGGCUGUUCCAAUGGGAUUCCGCCACUUGUCAGGCUACUGCAAACCGGGACGGAUAGAGGGAAGAAAGAUGCGGCCACUGCACUUUUCAGUUUAGUGCUCAACCAAACGAAUCGGUGGAGAGCAAUCAAGGCCGGGAUAAUACCUCCGUUGCUUCAUCUGCUGGAGAACAAGACGCUGGAUAUGGUGGAUGAAGCCCUCUCGAUUUUGCUGCUUAUCGCUUCGCAUCCUGAUGGGAGGAAUGAAAUCGGGAGGCUUUCGUUCGUGCAGACUCUGGUGAGGAUAGUGAGGGAAGGGACUCCCAAAAACAAAGAGUGUGCCACCGCAGUUAUUCUCGAGUUGGGCUCCAACAACUCUUCUUGUAUGCUGGCGGCACUGCAGUAUGGUGUUUAUGAGCAUUUAGUGGAGAUCACCAAGACAGGGACCAACAGAGCACAGAGGAAAGCCAAUUCACUUUUGCACCUCAUGACUAAGAACGAGCAUCUACCGUUUCUUCCGAGGAACAUUAAGUGAAUUCUCACAUUGAGAUUGAUGUUUUCAGUUAAUAUAAAUGCUGCAAAAACUGGAUUGUGUGAAUUCUCACAUUAUGCAAACAACUGUUGGCAUGAUCCUUGUUUCAAACGGUAAACAAACAGUUUGUAGUGAAAAAAAAAAUGAUAUGAAUGUGUAUGACAAGACAAGUUUGUAGUGAAAAAAAAAAUGAUAUGAAUGUGUAUGACAAGACAAAUAACCAUGAACGUAUGAAAUAACUCCAAGUCUGUUAUGAAUCACUCGGUUCAUUUUCUUCAUCACCAAAUGUAGGUAGAAUUGAUUUUAUCAAUCCUGAAAAGAAAACACAGAAGCUUUAUCUAACAGUUGGGGUAAUAUUUUCCGUUUCG
Striga asiatica is the source of this 2952-nucleotide messenger RNA. Lineage: Eukaryota; Viridiplantae; Streptophyta; Magnoliopsida; Lamiales; Orobanchaceae. The record is from the annotation of a GenBank genome assembly.